Molecule: messenger RNA, 1580 nt
Organism: Sodiomyces alkalinus F11
Lineage: Eukaryota; Fungi; Ascomycota; Sordariomycetes; Glomerellales; Plectosphaerellaceae
Exons: 1
Coding region: 265-1101 (278 amino acids)
Source: RefSeq, a predicted model, not a curated record
UUUGACUUCCCCAGAUCAUCUGCUUCUACCGACAACGUAUAAUAUAUUUGACAACCCUCACCCGAGUCGGCGUUUUCACCAAGAAGCUUCAGGCACCGGCUGAACGAAUAUCGAAAAAGUGGUGCGAGGAACCCGUCAACGGUCAAUCUCCUUGGGCCACAUGAUUGCGAAUUCUUUUUGCCACAUUGAACGGAUGGCCGGCGCAUAAUACACAGUGAUCGUUCUUACAGACCUCUUUAAAGAAAGAAAAAACCCACCUAGACAAUGUCCUCGCCCACCCCCGAGCCCCAGCCAACCUCGUCAGACCCGCCACGCGAGGAGGGCGGUCUAUUCGACGGCUCCCCCAUCUGGGUAGUCAUCCCCCUCGUUCUACUCAUCAUCGCCACCGCCCUCGCCAGCUGCAUCAUUUUCUGCCGUCGCCGCCGCCGCCGCCUCGGCGCCCCCACCCCUUCCAACUGGGACUACGACGACCAGGCCGACAUCCAUCGCGACUACCGAGGGCCGUAUGCCAACCCGAUCAUACGACCCACCAGCAGCAACCCCCUCUACGGCCGCCGCACCGGCUGGACCGGCUGGGCCUCCCGGAGUGCGGAGGGUCUCAAUGAGUUCGGCGAGGCACCGCCGGCGUACGAGCCCAAAGCCGAAGACCCCGCCCAGUCCCUGGCCGGCGGCAGCGGUCCUACCGACCACUAUCCCGGCCCGUCCGGCGCGGGCCCCGCUGUCGUCGAACUCGGUCAGAUGCGGGGGACGACGCCGAGAGACGGGCCCCCGGCCACCGCUAUCCACAGGAACAGGGGCCCGGCCUCGGGCUGCGGCGCCACUCCGGGCUCUCCUCCUUUUACCCCGCUCACUCGGCCUGCCCCUACGCACCAACCUGGCGCACCGUCUUCUUCGCUCUCCCGACCCGGACCAGGAGCAGUGCCCGCCGUGCCACCGCCGGAUUAUGGCUCUGCUACCGUAACGCCCGCGUCCGCCGCUGUGCCGGCUGUUUCGGCAGACACAAGGCAUGCACCCCAAUCAGAGACCACUUCGUCGCCACCAUCCUCGCCUGUCGGGGUGAUACACACACCACCACCACCAGGUGCACCGAGGACCCCUUGAAGAGAAUCGCAUUCUCUUUAGGUCUUCGGCAGAUGUCGCCUUCAUAUAUAGUCUCUGCUUGCACUCACUGCCGUUCUUCUGGUUUGCAUGAAAUAAUACCCAACGGCGUUCUCGUGUCUUUUAUUUCUCGGUUUUAUUUGGUUUGGCUUGGGGUAAGAUAAGAACAUGGCAUGCGCAGCAGUCAUGUCAUGCAUCUGGACGCAGAUCGUGAGCCUUAACAGUAUUCGUCGUUGCAGGCAGCAAAUCUGAUAGUUAAAUACCUACCAUAUAUAUGCCGAACUUCAUCGAAUGCGGAGGAGCCGCAGGGUUGGAGACUCCACGAAGAGCGUGGAUGGAUGUAGUCAUUGGCAGGGCACAGUUUCUUCUUUACAGGUCGGCUUCUCUCCCAACCGAGCUUGCGAUUAUCAAGGCACCUGUCGUUAUGUUGAAAUAUAACUCGACUGUCUCACGUAGCGUUUCUUCCCCAAUAUUCCUUCUCC